AUGCUGCACCCACGCCCAACCACGUCGACGAACUUUGCUGGACAAUCACCGAACACCAUGAAGCUUAAACUCCAGUUUCUUCUCAUCUUGGAUCGUGCUGCUGGUGUCUAUUUAACGCUGAUUCAACGUUUGUUGCACUCGAUUCCCGACACAUGUUGGCCGAAAUCGCUUCUUGGUGCAGUGACCUCUUAUGCAGCCCCCACUGGGAUGCACAAAUUUGCUCGACUAGGCCGCACUUCUGGACGCUUUGACUUGGAUUUAGCUACUUUUAGUGCGCUGCAACACUUCGGAACGACGGUGUCCCAAGGGUCCCUGCGAUGUCUUGAUGACAAACAGGAAAUGGACACAUUAGUUACCGCCCCUGUCGCCCCUCGGAUCCUCUCCCGUGGUGACCGGUUGCCAUCACAAGAUGCUCUCUCAUCAGAGGCUUCAAAUCCACCUCCAGUUUCUAUCACAAGUCCUACAAAUCACACCACUGAUGUUUCGCAAACUGGUGUUUUUCCAUCUUUUCCUGCCCCUCCUACAUCCGUGGAUCGCGAAUCCGCUGUGAACUAUUUAACGCAGCACUGUCUUGUGCAUUUAGGCGAUAUCGCCCGUUAUCGUCAUCAAUUCAAUGUGGCUGCGGGUUUCUACAUCUGGGCUUGGAUAGUUCACCCAGAAUCGGGACAUCCAUUCAACCAGCUGGCCAUUUUGCAGUCAUCUAAGGUACCCCGGAAGCCUGUGGACACAUCUAUGUAUUAUUACAUCAGAGCAAUCGCGUGCCAGUGCCCAUUUCCUGCUGCGAAUACAAACUUAAAGAACUUGUUGCGCACACAUCCCAUUCAGAGUCACACUUCUAUGUCUUCCGUACGGCCUGUGCGCGAUGCCUGUCAGCUUUUGACCGAUCUGUAUGUCGCUCUUUCUCUCGAGGCAGAGUCAUCCGUGUUGGUAUCUCUGGCGAACGAGUUUGUGUUGUCCUCCUCAUCCCCUGACCCUGUUUGGUCUGCUGCGGACGAUCGACGACUUUUGAGAUUGGUCACCAUUCACGUCUACUUGUUAGCAACACACUUGGAAAACUACUCAGAAGAGGUAAUAGGCUUACCCUUGUAUUUAUUUGUGUGCAUUAUGACUGUAAUUUGCCCUUUCUUUGUUUCCGGAAAAAUAUUACCUAAGGACGGGGCUUCAAAGAUUGCAACUGAAGCGUAG
Molecule: messenger RNA, 1185 nt
Organism: Dicrocoelium dendriticum
Lineage: Eukaryota; Metazoa; Platyhelminthes; Trematoda; Plagiorchiida; Dicrocoeliidae
Source: the annotation of a GenBank genome assembly